GGCAUUGAAAUUUUUAGUGUUAUCAAAAUUACUGUGAUUGUGAUCUGUGGCACAUGUUUUCACAUAUAACAACAAUUAAGUGUUUAAAUAUCAGCAUAUAAUUAAUAACAAUUAAGUGUUAUAGUAGUGUAUAUGUAUAUAGUACCUAUUGAAAAGUAUCGUGAUAUCGAACUGAUUUAAUUUGGCUUUGUUUAUGCAAUAUUCCAUACAUUUUUAAUAUGGAAAAUGACAAAAUUGUAAGUUACAUUCGAAAAGCACUUAGAGCCAACGAUUUUGAAUGUUUUUCGAUCGAACUGCAAGGAAAGACUAAGAAAACUGAAGGAUAUGCAUCAGAUAUGGUAUUUGCAAAAAUUAAACUAGAUGAUUCUGACAAAAAGUUAAAAGAAUAUCAUUUGGCCAUAAAAUUUUCAAAACCGUCUAUGCGAAAAUUUGAAGUAUUUAGAAAUAUAUAUAAAAACGAACUUUUAUUCUAUAAGGAUAUAAUGGAAUUGUUUAAUGAUCAUCAGAAUAAACAAAAUGUUUCGCAGCCGUUUAAUGCAGUGGCAAAAUGUCAUGCCACCUUCUCGGAUGAAAAUGUGGACAUUAUAUUUCUAGAAAAUUUAUAUCAGCAAGGAUAUAUAUUACAUGAACGACAAUUCAGUAUGAAUAUGAAUCAUCUUAAAUUAUUAAUGAAAACUUAUGCCAAACUUCACGCUCUUUCUUUUUCUUUAAAAGAAAAACAAAAUGAGUCGUUUCUGAAAAUAUUAGAAAAUGAUCUUAUAACUAAGAAAAACGUAGACUUUGGUACGUCAGAUUUUUUCAAUACCUGUGUGGUAAAAGUUUCAAAAAAUUUAAGAGAAGCGAACCGAUCGGAUUUGUCUACAAAAUUUGAUGAGUUAAUGGAAAAAGGAAUAUCUGAAAUCAUAUUUGAUGUUAUCGUUAACCAAAAUCCUGAGCCAUCUGUUAUAGUACAUUGUGAUUGCCAUAAUAAUAACUUUAUGUUUAAAUAUAAGGAUAGCAACAAGGAAAAUCCACAUGAUAUGGCUAUUGUAGAUUGGCAGGUAGUCAGGUAUCAUUCUCCAGUGAUAGAUUUAUCAUUUAUUUUGUAUUCAGUUGCAUCUAAACCAGAAAUUAGUGAAUCUCCAAGUUUGUUAAAAUACUACUACGAGGAGUUAACAAAGUUUUUAAUGGAAUUGGGAAAUGAUGUCCGUUCUAUUUUUCCAUAUUCUGUAUUAUUGGAUCACUGGAGAAAAUAUGCUAUAUAUGGAUUCGCGCAUGCCUGUUGUUACAUGGAUUUUAAUUUUGUUAAUCCAGACGAUGCUCCAUCAUUAGAUAACUUAGAUGAUAUGAGUUCAGUAUCAGAAAAUUUGUCGGUUAUUAAUUUAGGAAACAAUCAAAUGUAUACGGAAAGACUAAUAGCAAUUGUUGAACAUUAUUUUAAUAAUAUUAACCCAUAAAAAGAAUUUUAUUAGUUUAUUUUUUAAAUAUAUAUGAAAGAACCCA
Messenger RNA from Diabrotica balteata, 1482 nucleotides. NCBI's taxonomy places the organism in Eukaryota, Metazoa, Arthropoda, Insecta, Coleoptera, Chrysomelidae. The record is from the annotation of a GenBank genome assembly.